CCUACCACCCGCGAUGGACUUCUUCCACCGCCUCGUCAAAGGGCCGUCCGACAGCAAGCGCGGCAGCAUGGACCCGCAUCGUCGCUGGCGCCUCGUCGCCUCUUAUGCCCCAGACUGGGUGCUCACGAUCGUCCUCGUCGCCCUCAUCGGCUACUUCACCGACUACGCCGGCUACAAGCGCGAGUUCUCGCUCACCGACACGUCGAUCCAGCACACGUACGCGACCAAGCAGCGCAUCUCGUUUGGCGAAUGCAUCGUGUACGCCGGCGUCAUCCCGGCCGUCCUCAUCCUCCUCGUCGCCCUCAUCUGGCGCCGCUCCUUCUGGGACUGGCACAACGGGUGGCUCGGCCUCCUCCUGUCGGUCAGCCUCACGACCGUCUUCACCCAGGCGGUCAAGGUCACGGUCGGCCGCCCUCGUCCCGACCUCAUCGACCGCUGCCAGCCAGUCGCAGACGCCGCAAACAGGGCCGUGUACGGCCUCGCGACCGUCGCCGUCUGCACCGUCCAGUCCGGGCACACCAUAGAUGACGGAUUUAAAAGUUUCCCGAGUGGCCAUUCCUCAUUCGCCUUCGCCGGCCUCGUCUACUUCUCGCUGUACCUGUCGGGCAAGAUGCACAUCUACGACCGUCGUGGCCACGCGUUCAAGUCGUGGUUGGCCAUCGCGCCGCUCAUUGGCGCGACCCUCAUCGCCGUCUCGCGCACGAUGGACUACCGCCACCACGCAACGGACGUCAUUGCCGGCGGCCUGCUCGGUACGGUCAUCGCCGUGUUCACCUAUCACCUCUACUACCCUUCGCUCUACUCGCCUCAGUGCCACCUCCCCUUCUCGCCCCGCAUCCCCGCAACGCCCUCUGCCGACCGCCUCGACUCGGACGCCGAGGACGACCACGAGACGGCGCCUCGUCCUGGUGCGGCCGGCGCGUCCCGCAGCGGCAACGGCAACGGCGCCGGCGGCAUCCUCCCGACGCACCGGUACUUGGCGAGCCUCGACUCGGACCAAGGCACGUCGCCGCUGAGCCAGGGCAGCGCGAUCCCGCUGCAGGCGGGCGGCGCGCGAGGGGACGAGGCGAUGCGGCCUGGCUACACCUCGGGCCCAUCGGCCAAGUCGGCGUACCACGACGUCGGGCAGCAGCAGCGAUACUGAGCGGGCGAGUGCUGGAUGGUCAGGGGGCGAGGCCCGGCCGAGGAGAAGGACGAGGACGAGAGCGAGGAGACGGACGAUUCUCGCACACCGCGCACAUGACUAUCUCACACGCUCCCCUUCUUUGCGAGCGCAUCUAUGUAAUACUGCAAUGAAUCGUGGCUCCUCACAGUU
This is a messenger RNA of Rhodotorula graminis WP1, 1315 nucleotides long. RefSeq lists its product as uncharacterized. Gene Ontology annotation, molecular function: phosphatidate phosphatase activity. The record is from RefSeq and is a predicted model, not a curated record. Bases 14 to 1144 code for a protein of 376 amino acids. Gene Ontology annotation, biological process: phospholipid metabolic process. The transcript is spliced from 7 exons. Lineage: Eukaryota; Fungi; Basidiomycota; Microbotryomycetes; Sporidiobolales; Sporidiobolaceae.